Messenger RNA from Rotaria sp. Silwood2, 2667 nucleotides. The record is from the annotation of a GenBank genome assembly. Lineage: Eukaryota; Metazoa; Rotifera; Eurotatoria; Philodinida; Philodinidae.
AUGUCAUCCAAUAAACAAAAUGGCAAUGAUGGUGAUAAUGAUGCACGAACAAUAGAUCAUCGUGCAAACUCAACCCAUAGAGACGAUUGUGUAAACUCACUAACACCUGAUGUUGACAAUAUACGUCUUAGAUCGACAUCAAGUUCUCCUGACAAUUUACGUUCUUCUCAGAAAGCUUCUUGCCGAAAUGGGUUAAAGUGCUUCAAUUCAUUUUGCAAAUGUGAUCACCCGUCUGGAUGGAAGACAUGUGAACGUGGAGCGAAAUGCAAUGACUUUGAUUGUCAGGCAAAUCAUCCGUUUGAUCGAAAAAAAUGCUGUAGAAACGGUGGUGCUUGUAGGAGACGCGGAUGCGAGUUUUUACAUCCUGUAAAAUUGUCAGAUAAAUGUCGAGACGGAGUUGAAUGUCGACUUUGGAAUUGUGGAAAAUGGCAUCCUGGAGGCCGUCCAAAAGAUUGUCCUUUCGGUAAGCAAUGCUACAACACAGACUGUCAAAGUGUUCAUCCAUCUGAUAGACACUUGUGUCCACACAGUGUAGAAUGUACAGAAAUCAAUUGUCAAUUAGAUCAUCCUAAGGGCCGUGCGAUUGCUUGCACACAAGCAAGUUCCUGUGAUAAUUAUUUUUGUCAAUUCUUGCAUCCUGAUGAUUGGGACCCGUGUGAAAAAGGCAGCGAAUGUGAAAAUACAAUAUGUCCACACACUUGUCAUUCUUUGAAUCGAAUUUUACGUCAACAGCAAAUACAAGGUGGUGUCGAACAACAAUCACAAGCGUGCUCAAUAUUAAAGUCCGUCAAACAGCGUAAUAUCGAACGAGAAAAAGCAAAAUUACCUAUUCUUGCUGCAAAAGAUGAGUUUUGCCGACGGUUGGAAAAAGAACGAGUACUUGUUGUCACAGCAGAAACUGGUAGUGGGAAAAGUACUCAACUACCUCAAUAUGCUGCUGAAUACUUUGGUGGUUUGGUCGUUUGUACUCAACCAAGGGUGAUCACAACAAUGUCUCUUGCGCGUCGUGUAGCUGACGAAUAUGAUGGGACCUCGGUGGGAAGAUCAGUUGGGUAUCGAGUUGGUCAAUCCAGUGUUGGAAGAGAAAGAAAUCGAGUUCCUGGAACAGAUAUUCUCUUUAUGACUGACGCUAUUUUUAUUCAAGAAAGUCAAGACGAUUAUCAGUUGAGCAAUGUUCGAGUGUUGAUCAUUGAUGAAGCGCAUGAACGAGCUUUAAAUACCGACAUUGUUUUGGGAAUUGCAAAACUGUUACUAAUUACACGACCAACUGAUUUCUAUGUUGUCAUUGCUUCAGCUACUGUUGAUCCGGCAAAGUUUCUCGAGUUUUUUCAACAAACAAAUGCCCAUCCAUUGAAAGUUCCAGGUCGCAUUUAUGAUGUGUCUGUCGAAUAUAUUCCCUGCACGGAUGGGCCACUCCUGCAACAUGCCGUUUCUACAACACAGAAAUUGUAUAAUAACCAUCAAGGACACACAUUGGUAUUUCUUCCUGGACAACGUGAGAUCGAUAAUGCUAUACAGCUUUUUAAUCAAAGAACACCCGAUAAUUGCGUUGCAUUGCCGUUCUAUAGUGCUCUUUCGCUAGAACAGCAAGAUCGAAUACUUCAAUUCAAUGAGGAUCCCGAUGGAGUUCACCGAAUGGUCGUUUUCUGUACGAAUAUUGCUGAAACAUCUUUGACGAUAAAAAAUAUUUGCCUCGUCAUUGAUUCUGGACUGGUCAAACAACCUCGUUUCGAUCAUGAAAAUCGCCUGACAGUGAUUGAAACAGUGCAAAUCUCUCGUUCAUCUGCUGAUCAGCGCAAAGGAAGAGCCGGUCGAACAGCACAAGGGCAUUGCGUUCGUCUCUACUAUGAAAAUGAUUUAACUCGUCCUGAUAUCGAACCCGAAAUUCUUCGAACCUCACUUGAUCGUGCUGUCCUUCAACUUGUUUAUUUGGAAUUGAAUCCACAGCAAUUUCCGUUGAUCGAUCAACCUGGACAAACAAUUAUCGAAGCAUCAUUAGAGCUUUUGAAAGAUCUUUCUUGUAUUGAUGAUGAACACAUAAUCACCAAGCGAGGAAAACUUUUUGCCAAACUUGGUCUCCAUCCUCGUUAUAGUGCAUUCUUGCUUGAUACCUAUCUCGAACAUGCUGAUAUUCUCAAAUUGGCAGUUACAAUUGUGGCCAUUUUAGCAGCACCCGGUUCCCUAUUUUUGGUGGGUGGUCUCACUGACGAGGAGAAACAAAUCGUUCAAAACCGCAUUGCCGAUGGUGCUAAGAAACAUGACAGUGAUUUGUUUCAUUUUGUUUCAAUUUACAAAAACUGGCACAUUGCAGGUGCUCUUGAUCCAGUCACGCGCACCUGUUUGACAUGUAGAAAAUCUUGGAAAAUGGAAUAUUCAUGCCGAGAAUGUCGGGCUGCACACAAACAUAAAGAAACAAAUCGUAUUAGAAAAAUCGCUACUAAGCUUUUAGAAAAAUCUCGACAUUUACCUGAUGACGAAGAACGUCUUUUCAAAGAAUAUAAAAAACAACGUUAUGAUAUUGUACAUAAUGAUAUACAGAAAAAGAUUAGUACAAUCACCAAAAUAACGUGCUCAUCAAACGUCUAUCGAAUGAAGAAGGUUUUAUUGAAAAGGGGCAUAUUUAAUUAUCCAAAUAGUCAAGAUUUUCAACGUUUACAACAAGAAUAA